This is a messenger RNA of Selaginella moellendorffii, 1921 nucleotides long. RefSeq lists its product as uncharacterized. The record is from RefSeq and is a predicted model, not a curated record. The transcript has 4 exons. The coding region runs from base 276 to 1781 and encodes 501 amino acids. Lineage: Eukaryota; Viridiplantae; Streptophyta; Lycopodiopsida; Selaginellales; Selaginellaceae.
ACAAAUUUUUAGGGUUCCGUCGCGUUCCUCAUCCUCUGUGCGAGAGCGGCGGCAUUGCAAGGGCGCGGCUCUCGGCGCGAGCUGGGCGCGCGGAUUCUCCUCGCUUUCGCUACUGUUUGGAAGGUCUGGUCUUCGAUUUAGGGCGGGCGAGCGAGCGAGCGAGCGAAAUCUCGAGAGAGGAGAUGGAGCUGUGAGCUGUGAGGUGUUCUUCCAUUCUAACGAGGUCUUUUCUUAGUUUGUAGAAGGAAAAGUAAAAGGGGGAGGGAGAGAGAGAGAUGGCAGCUCUAGAUGUAAGUGGUGUGGAGGAUUCGAGCUGUGGAAAGGAUGGGCCGGUGUUGACGAUGAUGAACAAGCGGCUGCGAGCGCUCAAGAAGAAGUACAAUCGAAUCGUCCAGCUCGAGGAGGCCAAGGAGAAAGGCAAGGCUAUCAACAAGGAGCAGGAGGAUGUUCUCAAGAGCAAGGUCCAGGUGCUGACGCUGAUGGAGGAGUAUGAUCGCCUCCGGCAACCUUUGCUCGUCGCGGUGAGGGAGGAGAUUGCCGAGAAGGAGAAGGAAUGGAUUGCUACCAAGGAGGAGCAAGUUUCUGGAGUGGCUUCCAGCGAGAACUUGGAGGAGGCCAGAACCGAGUCGGAGGAGGCCAGCAAUGAGACCCUGGAGAAUGCUGGUAGUGGCGAGGCUGACAAUGUUGGUGGUGGUGGUGGUGAUCCUGCCUUUGCCGCUGCUGCUGCUGCUACUCCCGCUGCUGCUACCGAGGAGAACGAGAAGAUCGAAGUUCCGGUUGACAGUGGCAGCGUUGCUGGACUGGACGAGCAUCUCAUGCUGGAGCUCAUCCAGCUCCUCUACUUUGCGCUGCUCUUCGACGUCCAGUCCCAGGGGGAGGCUCACUCGUUCAUGCGGACUGUCAAGUACCACGAGAGAGUUUCGUGCCUGUCCUACGAUCUCGUCACCGACGAUUCCACUUCGCAUCUCACCGACGCCGACUUGGACGCCCUGGCUGCGUUUGGAUCGCUCAUGACUUCUCGACCGCCAAACACGACGCUAUCGCACCGGGACGCUCUCCAGGCCUGUAUCGCUCAUGCGAGACACUGGCUGCUCAACUCGGACGCGAUCAUCGACGCCAACAUCCUCAACGUGACAUACACUGAGCUGCGAGACAGACUAAACAGGAUAUUGGCGACCGAGUACUUCACCAUGACGCCUGAGCUGCAGACUGUAACAUCAGAGAUCGCAGUGGGACAGUUUGGACCCGAGCUUGGGGUCCCUCAGGAACACUACGUAAAUGGCGACGCUCCCACCGAAAACGUCUCCGACAGCUCCGGGGCCAAUUCCGAGGCCUUUCAGCUGGACGUGAAUCCAAUCAAGAGCUUGCCUCACGAGGAAGCCCAGCCAGCCGAGGACCAACGACAACCCGAUGAAACCACUCCUCGCCAACAUCAACCGCAACAAGGAUUCCAGCAGAAGUUUAGAGGAAACCGUGGCGGCGGCGGCGGUAACGUUGGCGGUGGCGGUGGUGCUAACUAUCCUCGUGGACGUGGCCGUGGUGGCGGUAGAGGCUAUCGCGGCGGCGGUAACUACGCACCGGCAAAUGGUAACCGAGGCGGUGGUAACGCAGGGAACGGUGGUGGCCAGUACUACGAUCAGAGUGGCUACUACCAACGCAAUAGCUACUAUGGAAGUGGAGGAAAUCGUCGCGGUAGAGGCUACUACAGCAACAACAGCAGCUCCAACAACAAUAACGCUCCAAAUCACGCAAACGGGCCGUCGCCAGCAGUGGCAAGUUAACAGGAAUCGUCGGGAAAGCGCGAAGUUCCAAAGCUAUGAAUUUUUCAUUCCGGAUAUUAGUGGAGAUUUCUUCUAGCGAGCUAUACACAAUUUCUACAUUGCCAGUCGAAGUUUCGAAACUAUGAAUUUUUCUGUGUCAA